AAAAAACAGACAUAUUCUGUAACUUUGUUUCCCUUUUAGCUAAGCAUUUGGUUGCCAUGCAGGCAGUUGUUGUUGGGCGAGUAGGUAGCCACCUGCGCAUCGAUUUAACAACCCAUUCGAAUGUUAAAUGAAAUGGUCGCUGUGUUAGCAGAUUGUGUCUUUAGGUUCUUUAAAAUCAGUUUUUAUCGGCGAAGGAAAUAUUAAAAUAAAUAAUUUUUCGCAAGUACAUCCUUUGCUAGUGACAUUAUUCAUAACUGCAACUACUCAAUGAGCUCGACACCGAAGUGGUAUUGUCGCAACAAAUCAACGCCUCCCAUACAAACUUUUGCGGAGAUUACAAAAUUAGGUAAAGAGUUGAGACGUGUCACAUAUCGCAUUGCAGUUGAUGUGAAGGUCGACGUCUUCGAUGAGCAUAAUACACUUUUGGAAGAAGUUGAACAUGUUUGUGAACUCUACUGGAACCUGAAGAACGAGGCACGAAACCAGGAUAUUCAUUCAUUAAAUAAGAAAAUCAAACGCAGUCCUUACAAUGCCUUGUUACUGCAGAAAUACAAUAUGCUUAUGGAAAUGAAUGAACGACGCUUUUGCCAAUUAAUGUUUGUGCUCAAGCAGACGGUCAAGCAAUUGCUGCGGAAGUCCUCACAAUCAGACAUGUGGUUAAAUUGGGCAUUGCAAAUAGCGAAAUUGCACAAUAAAUGGAAUCGGCGUGAAACGUCCAAGGACUGCAACGAGGGUUUGUCCAAGGAGGUUGCAAGUGUAACGGGUGAGAAAAAGCCACCUCAGCCAGAAGUAAGUCAAGAGACCACUGGCACUACCGAGUGGAAUGCGAAUAUCUGCAGCAAUAUGUAUCCAAUGUUGUUGUUACCACAGAAGCCAAUCGACUUUGCAUAUAUCCUACAGCAUGCGUCACAAAUGCGCACCGAGCAAAAUUCGCUUGAUCUACUCUUCGGUCUCUUCAAUAUGAGCGAACAGGAACAAGCUGAAGCAGCAGCUGCCGAUUUGAAAGUUACCGCAGUUGGGGAUACUUGCGAGUCAACUGCAUCCAGUUUGGAAAUUUUGCGCAUACUCACGCUCAACAUGCACGGCGACGCCGAAUAUAUUGACUAUAACGAUGCGACUGAUAUGGAUGGUGGUGUACGAAAGGAGAAAAGUAAUUGCCGUAAAUAUGCAGAAAAUUUUUUGGAACGCGAACGUGCAUACCUUAGCCAACUCAUUGCCAAAUCGCAUGAUUAUUGCCCGAGCGUUUUUGGUAAAGCCUGUACUCGCGGCGAGUUGAAUGAUUUUGUUACACGCGGCAUUCGAUUGAUAUGGUCUAAUGUAGGUCUUAUUCUGGAUCAUAUCGUUUUAUGGUGGAUCGAUACACCGCUUGCCUGUUAUCCGUUAACGCACGUGGAAACGAUGAGAAAUUGGUUGAAACAUCAUGCAGUGGAUGAUGUUCCGGAACCUAUUUAUUCAACGUUACGCGGAGUUGCCGACAGCCUUACGAAUUUCGUUUCCGUUAAUGUCUGGGAUCAAUUAUUUCGUUAUACUUUAUUAUCAACAAAUUGCCAGCCAGCGACAAUGAAACGAGCUUUACAGUUACAUCGGCCCGUGGGUCAAGAGGAGCAUCUCGGCACUUACACCGGCAGCUUUUGGGUGCUAGUCUUCCAAAAUUUGAUAGAAUUAAGCAAUAGUUAUUUUCCAAGUAGUGCAGCGCAUAUACAAAUCAGUAGCCUACCUGUUGCCGAACAAAUACCUAUUCUACAUCGCAUUGAUCACUCCGUACACUCUAUGCGUUUGUGGGUGAAGGAACAAGCCAAGCAACUCUGCUGUGAAUGGAAAAUGGAUCGCUUCUUUCGCAUAAUGGAGCAUGAUGUGCGUGUGUGUCUGGCCGGCUUCAGCAGACAUAAAUUACCCAAAUUAACUGCCGAUCUUACCGAUAUCCUUAUGCUCGUAAAUGUUGCGUUGCGCGCUAAAUUAAUAUUGGAGAUCAAUGUCAAUAUUGACAAACUCAAGAAAACCAAUGAAGAAUGCGUGCAAAUUAUGUCCGAAGUUUGUCGUAUACUCAGUCUUGCCACUUUCAAGCUUUCCUUCCCGCCUGCAAGCCACUGGCAGCAGCGUGUCUUCGACGAAGAUGUAAAAAACGAUUAUGUCGACUAUGUGUUAGAUCAAAUAUUUUUACCUGCCGUUAAAGCCACAAAAGAUUUGGUGACUUUAAAAUUGAUUUUGAAGAUUAUUUGUGAAGCUUGGCUCGACUAUAUUUAUAUGAAACGCAUUAAAUUCAGCGUGAACGGUGCGGUGCAACUACUGAAUGAUUUCGAUUGUGUACGCGAAUGGAUAUUAACUUGUUCGCUGUUGGAUGCCGAGCAGUUGGAGAAGUUGAGUAAUCACGAGGUAUUGCGCAUGUGUAAGGGUGUAGGUAAAAUAUUGUUACGCAAGCCGGAGGAUGUAAUUUCGAUUAUACAAACGCCGAAAUUUAAUUACGAUCGAAAAACGGUGGGAGUUGAUGCUGCUGCACAAGAAACCCAAUUGCCAUCGGAAAUGUUUGUGUCAAAUCAAAAAAACUGGUUGCAAUUACGGGCCAACAAAGGCAAUAUCUUCAGCUGGUGUUGCAGCGAUUCAGCGGUGUAAAUUCAAAUGAAGCUGAUCAAUGAAGUUUAGAAGUAAAACCAAAAGCAAAGAACUGCCUAUAAUAUUUUUUUUAUUAUAAAAAAUUGCUUGUAUUCCUUUAGAAAAAGUGCUUAUUGCAAUAAAAUGUUUGAACGCAUAAUAAAUUAAUAAAAAAACUAAAGAAAUAAA
Messenger RNA from Bactrocera oleae (olive fruit fly), 2778 nucleotides. RefSeq lists its product as uncharacterized. The record is from RefSeq and is a predicted model, not a curated record. Lineage: Eukaryota; Metazoa; Arthropoda; Insecta; Diptera; Tephritidae.